Messenger RNA from Condylostylus longicornis, 765 nucleotides. Its product is annotated as ninjurin-B. Gene Ontology annotation, biological process: cell adhesion; tissue regeneration. Lineage: Eukaryota; Metazoa; Arthropoda; Insecta; Diptera; Dolichopodidae. The coding region runs from base 110 to 622 and encodes 170 amino acids. Gene Ontology annotation, cellular component: membrane. The transcript is spliced from 3 exons. The record is from RefSeq and is a predicted model, not a curated record.
AAAUUUUUCUAGUUGUAUUUUUAGGUUCAACUUUGAUAAACGUUUAUUGAAAUUACUUUGUAACAUAUCGCAAAUGGAAUUAUAGAGAAAAGAAAAUAUUCAACUUUUAAUGGAAAUACAAGAAAAUAUCAGAACGGCAAUAAAACCCCGAAAUUCUUUUAUUCCUGACAUAACAGUAUCGACCAAAAUCAAUGAAGAUCAGGAAUAUAAUGACUUAAAGAGUGAAGAUAUAAUUGAAGAAGAAGAUAUUGUUCGUGUUGAUGUUGAGGCUCAAUGUUCGCUAGAUUCUGUUGAUGGAAAAAAGGAAUCAAAUCAAUUUGCAUCUAAAAAAGCAACUGCCGAAGGAAUGAUGGAUGUAGCGUUAUUAACGGCAAAUGCAAAUCAAUUAAGAUUUUUAAUGGCGUACAAUUCAAACUCUAAAACUUAUGUUUUAAUUAUGACUCUGAUUAUUUCAUCAUUAAUCUUACAAACGAUUGUUGGGUUUGCAUUUAUAUUUAAACGAUAUUGUAAAUGCCGAAAUGACAAACAAAAAGCACGCAUCUUAAGCGAAUUUUUAAUUGCUACCAUUUUCUUGGUAACAUUAAUCAACAUAUUUAUUGCAACUUUCAGUACUACAGAUUAAUAAACAAAAGCUCAUUUUUUAAACAAAAACACUAAUUGAAAGAAUAGAAAUCACUUGGCCUUACUAAAUUACUUUUACUUCACUUUUAAGUAAUUAAAUGAUACUCAAAUAUGCAUAAAUAUAUUUAAAUUAAAAAACAGAAA